CGGAAGUACCGCGUGCGAACUGGCUGUGCUUGGUCGCGGUGUGCGCUCCGCGUGUGCAGCCGCGUGGGCCAUGGGGCGGCGGGCUAGGGGCCGGCGGCUGCAGCCGCAGACUGAAGGCGCGGAGGAUGACACCGAGGGAGGGAGGAAGCGCGACCAGGCGGGCUGGGAAGGUGGCUAUCCCGAGAUCAUCAAGGAGAACAAGCUCUUCGAGCACUACUAUCAGGAACUCAAGAUCGUGCCUGAGGGAGAGUGGGACCAAUUCAUGGACGCACUCCGCGAGCCCCUCCCGGCCACGCUGAGAAUCACUGGUUACAAAAGCCAUGCAAAAGAAAUUCUCCAUUGCUUGAAGAACAGGUAUUUUAAGGAGUUGGAGGACCUGGAGGUAGAUGGGCAGAAAGUUGAAGUUCCACAGCCACUUAGCUGGUACCCUGAGGAACUUGCCUGGCACACAAAUUUAAGUCGGAAAAUAUUGAGAAAGUCCCCACUGUUGGCAAAGUUCCAUCAGUUCCUGGUUAGCGAGACCGAGUGUGGAAACAUCAGCCGGCAGGAGGCUGUCAGCAUGAUCCCGCCACUGCUGCUCAGUGUUGAGCCCCAUCAUAAGAUCUUAGACAUGUGUGCGGCCCCUGGAUCGAAGACCACACAGUUAAUUGAAAUGUUGCAUGCAGACAUGAGUGUCCCCUUUCCAGAGGGAUUUGUUAUCGCAAAUGACGUGGACAACAAGCGCUGCUAUCUGCUUGUUCAUCAGGCCAAAAGGCUGAGCAGUCCCUGCAUCAUGGUAGUAAACCAUGAUGCGUCCAGCAUUCCUAGACUCACGGUAGAUGUGGACGGAAGGAAAGAGAUUCUCUUCUAUGAUCGAAUUUUAUGUGAUGUUCCUUGCAGGUAUUUAUAUUAUUAUGAGGCCAGAAAGCCCACAAUCUAUCAGGAAAUCCAAUCACAUGUGGAUAUGGGCACAAUGUGGCAGCCUUUGGGACUUUCCUUGGCUAUGUUCCUAGGUGCUCUCGAGCUUGCUGACGUAUCUGCCGAGUUGCCAGGACUGAAGUGGAUGCCUGGAGUCUCCGAGUGGAAGGUCAUGACUAGAGAUGGGCAGUGGUUUGCAGGCUGGGAUGAGGUUCCCCAGGGCAGGCACACACAAGUUCGACCUACUAUGUUCCCACCAAAAGACCUGGAGAAACUGCAAGCAAUGCACCUAGAGCGGUGCCUUCGAAUACUACCACAUCAUCAGAAUACUGGAGGGUUCUUUGUGGCAGUAUUGGUCAAAAAAGCAUCAAUGCCAUGGAAUAAACGUCAGCCAAAGGUACAGAGUAAAUCUUCAGAUCCCAGGAAGACCACAGCAUCCAGUUCUGUGGCUGCCACAGAGCGGAAUCCUGGAGACCGCUCUGAGCUGGGCGGUGACUCAGAAGUAACACAGUGCACUGAGAACACAGAGAGUAAUGAAAAGAAAGAUGGCGUGUGUGGGCCUCCUCCAUCAAAGAAAAUGAAGCUGUUUGGAUUUAAAGAAGACCCAUUUGUCUUCAUUCCUGAAGAUGAUCCUUUGUUCCCACCUAUUGAGAAGUUUUAUGCCUUGGACCCUUCGUUCCCGAGGAUGAAUUUGUUAACUCGAACUACAGAAGGAAAGAAGCGGCAGCUUUACAUGGUCUCCAAGGAGCUGCGGAACGUGCUGCUGAACAACAGUGAGAAGAUGAAGGUCAUUAACACUGGAAUAAAAGUCUGGUGUCGAAAUAACAGCGGUGAAGAGUUUGACUGUGCAUUCCGUUUGGCACAGGAGGGGAUAUAUACAUUGUAUCCAUUUAUUAAUUCAAGAAUCAUCACUGUGUCAAUGGAAGAUGUGAAGACACUGCUGACCCAGGAGAACCCAUUCUUCAGAAAACUCAGCAGUGAGGCCUACAGUCAAGUCAAGGACUUGGCAAAGGGAAGUGUUGUGCUGAAGUACGAGCCGGAUUCUGCGAAUCCGGAUGCCCUUCAAUGCCCCAUUGUGCUGUGUGGGUGGCGGGGAAAGGCUUCUAUUCGAACUUUUGUGCCUAAGAAUGAGCGGCUUCAUUAUCUCAGGAUGAUGGGCCUGGAGGUGUUGGGAGAAAAGAAGAAAGAUGGGGUCAUUCUUAACAAUGAGAGUGUAGACAGCCCAGAGCAGCCCGAAAACGAUGAGGGUGCGGAGCAGACAGCACAAGAGGCCUGCAUCUCAGACAGCAUCACUGGCUGUGACCCAGCUGCAGCUGAACCAUCCCGGUGAAGACAUCUCCACACGCUGAACUGGCUGUUCUAGAUGAAAUCCAGAACAUCCUUAGCUGCGAAGUAUAUUGAUAGGGCCUGUACGUGGGUGGGUAGCAGCAGUCUGGGGGAGCUGUAUUUUCUAGCAUUUAGGAGUCGCUUCAGCAGAUUGGAUCCAUGUUUCUGCUACUAAAGGCUAGUGCAAAACAGCCUUUGCAGAAGUUCAGGUCUCUUGUUGGGCCAAUGUUGGCCUAGUCUUUUUAAAAUUAUUUAUAGUAAAACCUACAACUCUUUGGGAAACAGCUCUUUGCUUUAAUAAUGUUUGGACUGCACAUUGGUGUGCUGUGCGGUGAUGCUGACACCUGAAGCCUCAGGUGACUUCUGUGCCUUUGUAUUGAAGGGUGAAGUAAGCGAUCCCAGAGUGUAUGAAGACAGUGAAUCAUGGCAGCAGCUUUGGGGACAGUUCUGUGCUUACCCAGCAGGUGCUUUAAGUGGGGUUGCAAUUACUUGGGUCAUGAAAUAUGAGCUAUUAUGAUAAUAAAGAGCUAUUAUAAUAAAAAAAAACAACCAUGUGA
Messenger RNA from Myodes glareolus (Bank vole), 2780 nucleotides. The record is from RefSeq and is a predicted model, not a curated record. NCBI's taxonomy places the organism in Eukaryota, Metazoa, Chordata, Mammalia, Rodentia, Cricetidae.